Argiope bruennichi is the source of this 1241-nucleotide messenger RNA. RefSeq lists its product as uncharacterized. Bases 12 to 1241 code for a protein of 409 amino acids. Lineage: Eukaryota; Metazoa; Arthropoda; Arachnida; Araneae; Araneidae. The record is from RefSeq and is a predicted model, not a curated record. The transcript has 10 exons.
UCUCUGCAAAGAUGAAGUUAGUGAUACUUCAUCUUUCCCUCCUUGUGGCAUGUGCAUUUGGGGGUAACACUGAGGACAAGGCACCUGAAGCCAGAUCAUUAGAAGGAAUCCCUGAAGCAAAAAGUGAAGAACUGCUUGGUCUUGGUUUAGGAGAUGUCCAGACCAAUUAUGGCACUGAAGGCUCUCUUGAGAAAACCUUGAGCCUUCCAGGAGGUCACGAAAUCAGCGCUGGAGUUGGAAAGGAUGGAGGAUUCGGCUAUGGCUACACUACCGAUGAACAAGGUCAAAUCGGAGGACUCAGUGGUGUCUCCGGAUUUGACCUUGGUGAAGGUUAUGGAAUAAGUGAGAAGAGCCACGGACUUGGAUAUGGCCACGGAGGUGGUGGAGGUGGCGGUGGACACGGACAUGGAGGUGGACAUGGACAUGGACAUGGACACGGUGAUGGACAUGGUCAUGGUCAUGGACACGGUCACGGACAUGGGCAUGGACACGGUCAUGGACAUGGGCACGGACACGGUCACGGACAUGGGCAUGGACACGGUCACGGUCAUGGACAUGGGCACGGACACGGUCACGGACAUGGGCAUGGACACGGACAUGGGCAUGGUCACGGUCACGGACAUGGACACGGUCACGGUCACGGUCAUGGUCAUGGACAUGGACACGGACAUGGUCACGGGCAUGGUCAUGGACACGGACAUGGACAUGGGCAUGGACAUGGUCACGGGCAUGGUCAUGGACAUGGACACGGGCAUGGUCACGGACAUGAGAUUGUUAGUGAAUUUUCUUCAUCAAUUGCAAAACAAAUAGACACAUUUUCAGUCAUGGACAUGGACAUGGUCACGGUCACGGUCAUGGUCAUGGUCAUGGUCAUGGACACGGUCACGGACAUGGUCAUGGUCAUGGUCAUGGUCACGGACAUGGUCAUGGUCACGGACACGGACAUGGUCACGGUCAUGGACAUGGACACGGUCAUGGACAUGGACACGGGCAUGGACAUGGUCAUGGUCAUGGACAUGGGCAUGGACACGGGCAUGGACAUGGUCAUGGUCAUGGACAUGGACAUGGACACGGGCAUGGACAUGGUCAUGGUCACGGACACGGACAUGGCCACGGUCACGGACACGGGGAAGGUCAUGGGCAUGGGCAUGGACACGGGCACGGACAUGGACACGGGCACGGACAUGGUCACGGACACGGACAUGGACAUGGUAGCACCAUUUUUGAUGUUGAUUGUUUAA